AUGAACAAUUCUCCAAGUGAAAAACUUAGAAAACGAAGCCGCAGUCGCUCGAAAUCCAAAGAACCUCCAGAAAAAAAGAUGAUGAUAACUCCUUUGGAUAAAAAUGUGAAUGAAGAUUUUUACUCCACUCAAAAUGGAGAUAAAUUGGAUGGAGAUAUCACUCUUGGAAAACAAGCACCCAGCCCAGAAGAACGAACUCGUUGGAGAAAAUACCGGAGAAGAUUGAAAAGAUCGGGGAAAGAUAAAGCUCAGAAAAGAAAGCUUUCGAGACUCAUGAAAGAGCGAUUCAAAUUUAGAAGGAAGAGAAAAAACACAAAGAAAAGUCGGUCCAAGCCAAGGAGAAAGGGAAGAGGCAGAAGUCCAUCCAAGAAAAGACGUGUAACAAAGAGAAGACGCAUCCAAAGGAAAGGUAGAAGUAAGAAAAGAACAUCACGGCCGUAA
Molecule: messenger RNA, 441 nt
Organism: Centruroides sculpturatus (bark scorpion)
Lineage: Eukaryota; Metazoa; Arthropoda; Arachnida; Scorpiones; Buthidae
Product: sperm protamine P1-like
Exons: 1
Coding region: 1-441 (146 amino acids)
Source: RefSeq, a predicted model, not a curated record